This is a messenger RNA of Lachancea dasiensis, 618 nucleotides long. NCBI's taxonomy places the organism in Eukaryota, Fungi, Ascomycota, Saccharomycetes, Saccharomycetales, Saccharomycetaceae. The record is from the annotation of a GenBank genome assembly.
AUGAACAUCUGGAUAGCCGCUAGUGACGGUAAUUUGCAGAAAGUUGAAUCCUUUUUGUCCGCGGGCUUUGGACCGGAAUCUAAGGAUCCUAAUGGAUAUACACCAAUACAUGCAGCAGCAGCUUAUGGCCACCUUGAACUGCUACGUAAGCUGUGCUCAUCUCCUUAUAAUGGAAGCAUCAACAUUCGUGAUAACGAUGGCGACACGCCGUUGCAUCACUGUGAGGAUCUGGAGGCAGCGAAAUUGAUAGUCGAAGAGUUAGGAGGGGAUUGGAAGCUGACCAACAGCGAUGGCAAAACUGCGUUGGAGGUGCUGGAAGAAGACCAAGAAUUUCCUGAGUUGAUUGGGUACUUACGGGAAAAGAGCGGUGUGGAACAAGAAAACUUAGGCAUAGACAGCGAGCAAAUGGCGUUAUUUAAAGACAACUUGCGUUAUACCCUAGAAAACGAACCGGAGACUAAUGACCCAGAGAGCGCAGCUCGUCGCAAUAGAAUCGAACAGAUUUUGAAUGGCGGAAAUGCCGAGCAGGAGUUGGAACAGUAUAUCCGCACUCUAGUGCGGUCACAGUGGACAGAUCAGGAAAAUGUAGAGCCUGACUCCAAAAAAAGAAGAGAAUAG